Chlorella variabilis is the source of this 378-nucleotide messenger RNA. RefSeq lists its product as hypothetical. The record is from RefSeq and is a predicted model, not a curated record. The coding region runs from base 1 to 378 and encodes 125 amino acids. Gene Ontology annotation, molecular function: protein heterodimerization activity; DNA binding; structural constituent of chromatin. NCBI's taxonomy places the organism in Eukaryota, Viridiplantae, Chlorophyta, Trebouxiophyceae, Chlorellales, Chlorellaceae. Gene Ontology annotation, cellular component: nucleosome. Gene Ontology annotation, biological process: nucleosome assembly. The transcript has 5 exons.
AUGGCUACUAAGAAGGCAGGCAAGAAGGUUCCCGCCAAGAAGGCGGCCAAGACGGCGGAGGGCGGCGAGGAGAAGAAGCGCAAGUCUCGCAAGAGGAGCAAGGCCGAGUCGUACAAGAUCUACCUGUUCAAGGUCCUGAAGCAGGUGCACCCCGACACCGGCAUCUCCUCCAAGGCCAUGGCCAUUCUGAACUCCUUCAUGUUCGACGCAUUUGAGCGCAUCGCCACCCAAGCCGCGCAGCUGUCGCGGGUGAACAAGAAGCCCACCCUGACCUCGCGCGAGAUCCAGACCGCCGUGCGCCUGGUGCUGCCCGGGGAGCUCGCCAAGCACGCCGUGUCCGAGGGCACCAAGGCUGUCACCAAGUUCACAAGCGCUUGA